GGGAGGGAAGGUGAGGAGAGGAGUAAGCAACUCGGGAAUCUGCACAUGCCGGCUGCGCCCUCGCGCCUAGGAGCUGCGCGUGACUCUGAAGGUUCUUUAUCCUCUCCUGCCUCCUCUGCACCGAGUUUCUUUUGCAAGGGCGGGGUGAGCUGGUUGAUAUGCGCUCCCGGCUGCAUAAAGUAUUUGGAGGUGAUCGCACUUUUGAGGAGUAUAUGGAAUCGGUUCAUUUGGAAAAUGAUUUGCAGGUCACGAUAUGUAUCUGAGAGAAGGCUUGACAUUAUAUUUAGGAUGAGUAUUGGGUUCGAAGGGGGGAAAUGCCAUUGCCUUGUGUGCUACUGAUUCCGCCCGAAAAUCUAAGUGAAGCUCUGUAUAAUCGCCGCGGGGACUAAAUUGCAAAAAGAAUUAACUGAAGGUCGUUGGAAUUUUGUCAGAAGUUUGACGGUGCACUUUCUAUCCAGCUCCCGGCUUGAUCCUUCCUAAAGAAGAUGGUUUAGUUCUUGUGCGAGAUUGAUGGUAUGAGCUUACGAUAGCCAGUUUGCUUUCUGGCUAGAUGACAUGGGAUGGCUGAAGCUGAACCUUUUCUUUUUACGUUCGUUGAUCUCGGUUAAUUUCAUUAAGGAAAUUUUAUCAGAUAUUAAAGAAGAUCUCCUCGGGAUGCUUCACAUAUUUGGAUCGCGAAGUCUUUACUUGUGGAGAUUGAAUGUGGAUGGACGCAAGAUCAGUGUAGGAGACUGUGCUCUUUUCAAGCUGCCACAGGAUUCACCGCCUUCCAUUGGUUUGGUUUAUCGGGUUACAGUAACUAAAGAGAAGAACUUGAAGUUGGGCGUGAAUUGGCUCUACCGUCCCACUGAAGUUAAGCUAGGCAAAGGCAUCCUGUUGGAAGCCGCGCCGAACGAGAUCUUCUACUCUUUAAAAAAGGAUGAGAUUCCUGCUGCAUCAUUGCUCCAUCCAUGUAAAGUUGCAUUUCUUCCAAAAGGUGUUGAACUUCCGCGAGGGAUCUCUUCAUUCGUUUGCCGUCGGGUGUACGACAUUGCAAACAGGCGUCUAUGGUGGUUAACUGACAAAGAUCAUUUUAAUGAAGAAGUAGAACAGCUUUUAUACAAGACGCGAAUAGAAAUGCAUGCCUCUGCACAACCGAAUGGUCGAUCUCCUAAACAAACGAGUGGUCCAAUGUCAUCACAUUUGAAACCUGGUGCAGACGGCCUGCAGAAUAAUGCAUCUUUGCCAUCUCAAAGCAAAGGGAAAAAAAGGGAGCGCCAGGAUCAGGGCACAGAACUUGUUAAGCGCGAACGUUCUUCGAAAAUGGGAGAUGGUGAUUCUGGUCGCUCCAGUUCCGAAAGCUCGCUGAAAUCGGAGAUUGCAAAGGUAGUAGAAAAGGGGCCACUUGUAGAUACAGAAGGAGUUGAUAGAUUAGUGCAAGCGAUGUUCUUCGAGAUAAAUGAGAGGAAGAUAGAUUUGUCUGCUCGGACAAUGCUUACAAGCAUCAUUGUUGCAACAGAAAAGUCGGACUGUCUCAGCAGAUUUGUUCAGAUAAGGGGUUUGUCUAUAUUGGAUGAUUGGCUUCAAGAUGUUCAUAAAGGAAAGACUGGUGAUAGCAGUGGCCUCAAGGAUAAUGAUAAGGUGGCCGAGGAGUUUCUCUUGGUUCUGCUUCGUGCUCUGGAUAAACUGCCUGUCAACCUUCCUGCCUUGCAAAUGUGUAACAUUGGAAAGUCAGUGAAUCAUUUGCGGACACACAAGAACCUGGAAAUUCAGAAGAAGGCGAGGAGUCUAGUUGACACAUGGAAGAAACGCGUCGAAGUUGAGAUGAAUAUUAAUGAUGCCAAGAUGAGUUCAAAUCAGACUGUUUCGGGCUCUGCUAGGUCUCGUCUUCCUGAAGCCCCUCAUGCGAAUAAAAACAUUGGUGGGUCCUCGGAGGGUGCCCCUAGGAGCCCCACUGUCCAGCUUUCUGCUUCUAAAGCUGCUCCGGCAAAGCUCCUCCAGGGUGAAACAGCUUCCAAGUCUGCAUCUCAAUUUCAAGGGUCAAUGAAAUUAGCUACUGCACAGACCUCACCAAACGUUAACUUAAGAGAUGGACAGCCCCGCAUUAGCAGCAGCCUGAGCGAUGUACCUUUGACAACAUCUAGGGAUGAGAAAAGCAGCAGUUCUAGUCCGUCUCACAACAGCAGCCACUCUUGUUCAGGUGACCAUGUCAAAGCUGGGGGUUCUGCUGUGAAGGAAGACGCAAGGAGCUCUGCUGGUGCUUCUUCAAACAAGGUGCCAUGUCUUGCUUCUCGUCAUAGGAAAUCAGUUAAUGGUUUUCCUGUGUCAGCUGCAUCUGCUCGGGAGAGUGGAUCAAGCAGAAGCACUUCCUUGCAUAGGAAUGUCGCUCCAGAUAAAGCAUCUCAGUCUGGAUUAACAAGCGAGAAGGCAGCUGAUGUGGCUCCUGAAGUUAAUAGUCACAAAUUCAUUGUUAAGAUUCCAACUAGAAGUCGUAGUCCUGCUCAACGGGCUGCUGGAGGAUCUGUUGAUGACUUAUCCAUGAUGAACAGCAGGCCUUCUUCUCCUGCGCACUUGGAGAGGCCUGAUCAACUGGGCACUGUUGUUGAAGGGAGGGCAGAUGCUUCUCAAGCUAAUGUGUCCUCGGAUGCAAAUGUUGAAUCUUGGCAGGGGGAUGAUUUUAGAGAUCCUCCGACUGCAUGUGGGCCACUUGAUCGUGAUCUUGGCGAGGACCAUUGUAAUAUUGAUGAAAACACCAAGAAGACACAGGUAGUAUCAAAAUGUACUACAUCGUCUCCAAGAAACACAUUGAAACUUGGUAAAGCAUUGGAGCCUUCUUUGAGCCCCAUGAAUGCUUUAAUUGAGAGCUGCGUCAAUUAUGUCGAAGCUAAUGCGCCAGUUCCCAUUGGAGAUGAUGUUGGAAUGCAUUUGCUUGCUAGUGUGGCAGCAGGAGAGAUGUUCAAGUCUGAACCGGCAUCCCCAGAUGGUUCUCCACAUGGAGACCCUUCGUCAAUGGAGCCUUCUUGCAAAGCCAAUGAUCUGGAAGUUAAACCAGUGUCUCAAGAUAGCUAUUUACGAAAUGAUGAUGCUUCUAAAGGCUUGGUUAGUGAGUGUGCUCAGAGAGACCAUUUUGAGGGUUCUGCUCUUAUGUCCAGCAAAGGAGAUGGUAAAACCUACCCCUUAUGUAUUGAUGAGCGAGCUGGUGAAGCACAGGAUGUGCGUCUGAAUUCUUCCAGUGUAAAUGGCGAUCAAACUGCAGCUCCAUCUUCUGGGAGCAACAAGGUCAGAAAUGAUUUAGCAGUAGCUGCUUCUAUCUCCGAGGCAGGCAUUUACUCUGAAGAAGGGAAAGAGUCCAAGGAGAGUGCAUCACUGGAGGGAUCACAUUUAGAUGGCACCAUAGAUGAAAAAGUUAAGGUUGAUACUUCAAUCUUGCCUGAAGGUAGAGUCAUCAACGAUAGUUUGGCUGUUAAAUCAGAAGAAGCUGCUGAAGUGGGAACUAUGUCUGGAAAGGAAGGUGGGAAACCGGAGAAAGAUUUAGAUGAUCAAGGGCAGGUGGAAGAAAAGCCAACUCUGAUGAUCCUAUGCAAGCCGACUUAUGAGCAAGAUAUGAAGACUGUUGAUGGACUUAAGGCAGCAGAGGUGAGUGAAAAGGAUGCUGUAAAUAAAAGUAAGCAGAAUGAGAAACCUGAUCCUUCGAUAGCUUUGGGUGUUCAGACUGUUGCAGGACCUGCUUCAGGCAUUGAAAAACAUGUGGAAAGCGAAGCAGCUUCUGAAAAAAAGGUUGGUGGAGCUCUUUCUGAGCCGUCAACUGACCUUAAUGGACAAUACAUGGAUGCGAGAGGGGAGUCUAGAGGAUGUGAUGUCCCAAGCAGCAAAGAAGCCGAUGAGAUGGAGAAAUGCAAUUUAUCUAGUGCCCAUGCUUCUAUUGCAAGGCCAUCAGAUGGAGACACGAAAUUGGAGUUUGACUUGAACGAGGGAUUCAGCACUGAGGAUGGGAAAUAUGGUGGAUCUGUUAACUUCAAUCCUCCUGCAUCUUCAGCUGCUGCUGUUCCUUUGAUUAGCCCAAUGCCCGUUGCUUCCUCUUCACCAUCAGCAGGUCUUUCUGCUCCGAUUGCUGUGGCUGCUGCAGCUGCAAAAGGACCAUUUGUUCCCACUGAUGAUCUAUUGAGGGCCAAAGUGGAAAUUGGGUGGAAGGGAUCAGCGGCCACGAGCGCUUUUCGCCCAGCUGAACCCAGAAAGAUCACAGAGAUGCCAACUGUUUCUGCAUAUACCACUCAUUCUCCUGACAUUUCUUCGGGAAGACAGAAUCGUCCUCUCUUGGAUUUUGACUUGAAUGUUCCUGACGAGAGAAUCAAUGAGGAUGCAGCUCCUCAGUAUUCUCUUGAGACAUCUUCAUUGUACAACUCCAGGAGUAACUUUGAGAAGGCACAUCAGGAGAUGGCGGGUUCUGUACCCCCUCGUACCUCUGGGGGGCUCGGUCUUGAUUUAAAUCGUGUCGAUGAGGCUCCUACUGAUAGUGUGAACUACUCGACAAGCAACAGGCGUAAACCAAAUGCGGUUGCAUGUCGAGACUUUGACUUGAAUGAUGGACCUGUAAUUGAUGCUGCUGAACCAUCAACAUCAGGCCAACAGCAACAGAGGAUUAACGUGUUUUCUCAUCAGCAACCUGUUCAUGGGCUUCGGGUGAAUAGUGCUGAGGUGGGAAAUUUUUCGACUUGGUUUCAUCCUGCAAGCACUUAUUCAUCUGUAACAGUUCCGUCGAUCUUGUCCGAUCGAGGGGAGCAAUCUUACCCUAUCGUUGCUGGUGGGGGCCCACCGAGAAUGCUGGGGCCUUCCACUGGUGGUGGUAUCCCGUUCAACACAGAGAUGUACGGAGGGCCUGUACUCUCAUCUUCACCAGCCGUGCCUUUCCCAUCUGCUCCAUUUCAGUACUCCAUCUUCCCUUUUGGGACCAGCUUUCCUUUACCAUCAGCAACUCUUUCGGGUAAUGCAACAACAUAUGUGGAUCCAUCUUCUGGAGGAAGGCUAGGGUUCCCUCCUGUACAUUCGCAGCUUGUGGGACCUGCUGGGACAGUCGCAUCCCAGUUUUCUAGGCCCUACGCAGUUAACCUCUCAGAUGGAAGUGGAAACAGUGCCAUCGAGAGCAAUAAGAAAUGGAGCAGGCAAGGACUGGACCUUAAUACCGGGCCUGGUGGCCCUGAAUUGGAAGGCCGAGAUGAGACGUCUCCUCUUGGACUGAGGCAGCUGUCUAUUGCUGGCCCGCAAUCGCUAGCUGAGGAGCAAGCAAGGAUGUAUCAAGUAAGCAGUGGGCUGCUUAAGAGGAAAGAGCCUGAGGGACGGUGGGAUGGAUACAGACAAUCCUCGUGGCAACAGUAAAAUCCCCAUCCUGCACUCCUUAUGGAGACUGUGGCUUGUUUUCGUUGACCUUUCUCAAUUUGAUGCGGAAGAGGGGGACAUUGAUGGUAGAAAACAGGGAAGGAUGAAGACAAUCUUUAGAGCUCGCGGUUCUGCAAACUGAGAUUUUGGGGUUGGGCUAACUCGAGGAGGUCAUCAUCUAACUCUGAUCUGUAGUCGAUGUCAAUUUCGUCCAAGCCAGGAAGAACGUCUCGAAGAAUAUUCGUACCAGUUAUAGACUUGUUCUGAGGGGCUGCGGAUACAUAUCUUCCCUUUGUAUAUAUUUUUAUACCAACGGAAGGGGAAAAAGGAAAGGGGAAAAAGGAAAGGGAUUUGCAUCGCUCGUACUUCAAAAGCAAUGGAACCUUUGCAAGGUUUAAUGGAACUGAACCGAAUCGUCAUCGUCUGUCGAUGCUUUCUGACGGUGGGAAUGUGGGGCCGGAGAUGCAUUCUGCUGGAGCCGUCUCUGCAGGAGCUUUGGGUUUUUAAGGUUCAUAUUAUGUCCCGCUGUUAUUUUAGGUCCUUUUGAGGUUGUCUUCAUCAGGCACUGCUUAUUCUCUUGUGCCCUUUUCUUGCAUAAUGAAAAUGUUCAGGUGCUUCAUUCUGUAAAAUCCCGCGACUUUUUGCCCUUUUCGUCAUUUGGUUUAUUGGAAACUCUCCUAAAUACAAACAUGAAAUCACUAAUCUCAUUAUCCUUUCUCAUC
Molecule: messenger RNA, 6074 nt
Organism: Punica granatum (pomegranate)
Lineage: Eukaryota; Viridiplantae; Streptophyta; Magnoliopsida; Myrtales; Lythraceae
Source: RefSeq, a predicted model, not a curated record